UGUUGGGUACGGAUUCCAUUACUAGCUGUAUUUAAAUUACUCAUAAAAUUGAUACAGUAGAAGUAAUAAGCAAAUGUAUGGGCUAUACUCUCUCUCUCUAAGAUAAAUAUAAACCUAACUAACUCGGACAACAUCAAAUUUUCGGUUUGACUAAACGACUAAACCUACUAAAAUGGUCGGCACCUGCUGCCUGCAGCUAGCAACACCGUUCAUUGGACAAGAAACCAAUAUGGCGUUGCAGUAACGUAGCAAAUGCACUAAAAGUGUCAAACUUUACACGCUCAUAAGUUUUAAACCGCUGCAUUUCGACAGUUAAAACCGGCAUUUUUGGAUUCUACGCAUCGAAAACUAUUAGAUUGAGGAGAAAAAAGUGGAUAAUUUUGUGUCCGCUAAAGUAAAGUUCAGCUAACGGGGUUAUUAUACAAAAAAAGCGCUACCAAUUUGAACUUGAACUUCGAGAAAUCGAUAUCUCAAAUAAAGAGAGGAGAUCCGAUUUACGGGAAGGGUACAUGGAUAUGUAUGUACAAGUACAGUCAAAGAAUAACUCUUAAGUAUCUACUCUUUGGUACAUACAGUGGUCAGUGGGCAAAAUGGUGGCAGACGAGAGGUUGUUUUUCUCGAAAGCCGUUCAACAUUUAGCUAGAUGUCUGGCGGCAAUCAAACCUACCCCAUGGGAAAAGGUGAUGCAACUAUUCAAGUUAUGCCCACAAGAAUCUGCUCAAGGUAUAUAUCGGCUGGAUCAAAGAGGUCAAGAUGCAACCAUUGCACUGGGAAUAUAUUUUUUGGAAUCUGGUUUACAACAUCGAGAUCGGAUAUUGCCUUAUCUUCUGCGCUUACUGCGUGGCCUUCCAAAAGCUGUUUGGCUGGACGAGGUCAAAUGUUCACCCAGUGAGCGUAUCCCUGUUGCUGAACGUUUUAGCUUUUGCUUGAACACGUUGCUUAGUGAUGUGGCAGCCAGAUGUGAGGCUGUGCGCGAAGAAAUCAUUUCUACUCAAGUAGAAAUAUUGGCAGUGUUAACAAAUCUUAUAAGGGGAUACAAAGAUCAGAAUGGGAGUAGAGGAAUGCAAGCAAAAUUGUCAUUAUGCAAAUGUAUAGUUCCAGUUUUAAUCGGUCUAGCUCGAUCAAUGGGUCGUUUUGCCUCUACAGACCCACCUCUUCUUUGUCGUAUUUUUCCAAAACCAACGCCACCUCUAACAAUACCAAACACAGAAACACGUGCAACGUCAGAUAAGAAACAAUAUAGUUUUUCAAACUUUCGUCCAAUUAUUCCACGCUCUUUAAGUGGCAAUUUAAAUCCUCAUCCAAAUAUCGAUAACGCACCGAGCCUAUUAAUCGGAGAUCACGAUAACCCCUGUGACAAACGACCAUCGUUAAAUUCAUACACAUCGGUACCUUACGAUCCAGUCACAUAUUUUUUUAGCAGAUACGGAUCAAGUUUUAAUCAGUUCCCUCAAAUGAGGUGCAACGAAAGUCCUGAAAGGAGAGCUGGGAUGCAUUUCAGUGUAGUUCAUUUGCAAAGUGUACUGGCUUUAGCAAAGAAAUUACUUACUAAAGAGAUUUUAAUGUUUCUUGACGAAGAAGCUCAACAAGUUUAUAACUCUGGACAGGUGCAGAUAUUUCCUUAUAGAACAUUUAACGAGACAAUGAAUUUAGUAAUGGUUGCCCUUUUAAGAGAAUUGUUGCAAAAUCAACGGGAUUUGCCAGCGCCUUUCACAAAGGAUGUGCAAGAAUUUGUAAAGGGCCUCUUUUUAUCCGGCCAGACGGAAUUACAAUCGCGUCAACAUGACGCGAGCGAGCGCGAAGACAUGGAUACUAAUUUUCGAACUGUAAAUAGAUUUAAAGUAAAUGUUAUGGCUAAUUCUGCUUGCGUUGAUCUCCUUGUUUGGGCGAUUGGCGAUGAAACCGUGAGAAACCAGUAUGAUAUAUCUGCGCUAUUUGCAGAUAUCGGUUCCAUGCUGAUUGGCGAUGGUGCUGAUAGUUUAUGCAGUCGUUUAGUUGAAAAAAUUAACUCUAAUCAUGGACCAAAACUGGUGCUGGCGCAUAUGCCUUUGCUAAUGGUUUGCCUUGAAGGAUUAGGAAAACUAGCACAGAAGUUUCCCAACAUAGCAAGUACUUCUAUAUAUUAUCUCAGAGAUUUCCUUGUUGUACCCUCACCUAUACUUCUUAAAUUACACCGUCAACGAACUGAUAAAGGAAAAGAUCUGCAUGAUCCAAAACAAACUACGUCAUCGAUACACACAGCCUUUGAAAAAUUACGAGAUGCAGCUAUUGGAAAUCUAUGCAUUGCUUUAGAAGCAGCCCAUUCUGUUAACCCCGAUUGUGUGCCGGCACUGGUCGCUAGUGUCUCGAAUAGAUUAUUUGCUGCUGAUAUAUGCGACGGUGAAUCUGAUGACAGAUCAAAUAGCGAAUUAAUUUCAAAAAACAUAGUAAUCAUGUUGGGACACGUUGCCGUUGCAUUGAAAGACACCCCAAAGACUAUGCGCACAAUAUUUCCAUUUUUUCAGCAAUUAUUUUGCCGUACCCCGAGCGAUCUUGAUUUUCUAAUCGUCGAUCAGUUAGGAUGCAUGAUCAUCGCAAAAUGCGAGUCAAAGAUUUACGAAGGCAUCAUGCAGAUGUUCUCUAUGUCUUUGGGUUCGAGUACUGCAACAUACGCGUCGAACGAUGAUCGUAAACAGUACUGUCACGUAGCUAAAGCAGUCACGAACGCUCUUGCUAACAUAGCUGCAAAUUUACAAGGUGAAACAGAAUUAAACGAUUUACUGCUUCACUUGCUCGAACUUUUUGUUCAACUUGGAUUAGAGGGUAAACGUGCCAGCGAUAAAGCAAAUGUCACGGUUACGAAGGCGGCAACCAGUGCAGGAAAUUUGGGUGUACUCAUUCCUGUAAUCGCUAUAUUAGUAAGACGACUUCCACCGAUCAGGCAUCCACAGAAGAGACUUUUGAAGCUUUUCAAAGACUUUUGGCUUUAUUGUGUCGUGAUGGGUUUUGCUGGAGAUCAAGCAUCCAGAUUAUGGCCUGCAGAAUGGUACGAAGGCGUUAAAGAAAUCGCUGUUAAAUCACCGUAUCUGAUAUCUCAAACCAGUGCACGACUCGAGAUGAGAGAAUUGCAAUACACUUCAGCCGUGCGCAACGACAGCGUUUCUUUAAACGAAUUACAGGAAUUAAGGAGUCAAGUGUUAAAGUUGAAUACUCGUUUUUUUCAUAGGACCAACGACAUAUCGCAGUACGUGACAAAAUUACAAUUUGCCCAAUGCACCUAUUUGUUAUCAGUGUAUUGGUUAGAGACAUUAAGAGUGGCAAAUAGUCCUGAGCCAAGUUUGCAACCGAUAAUGGAAUAUUUAUGCGAUACCGAUUUGCAAAAGGAAAAGAGCGGAAUGUGGCAAUGCAUAUGCUGUGUCGCUGAUUCCGUGUUUGUAAAAUUCAAAGAUGUAAUGCAGCGCAAGCCGAAAGAUGAGAGACGCGAGAAGGAACUCGAAAAUCAUGCGCAAUUUCUUCUGGUGCAUUUCAAUCAUGUACAUAAGCAGAUCAGACGAAUAGCAGAUAAAUACCUUAGCGCGUUGGUAGAUGCCUUUCCACAUCUUUUGUGGAAUUGCAAAGUACUUUGGAGUAUGUUGGACAUAUUACAGAUUUUAUCAUUCUCCUUACAAAUUGAUCCAAACGAGGAAACACCAAUUCUGCGAAUACCUGGGACAUUAUACAGUAUUGAACUUAUGGACACACUUGAGGCACGAGAGAUCAUAGUUAAAGAUUUCACUGCAAGAUGUAAAGGCAUAGUACAGGAAGCUAUGAAGUGGGCACCCCAAGCCACCAGAUCACAUUUACAAGAAUAUGUAAAUCAGAUUCUCUCUUCUGGAUUAAAGCAUCAUUCUGGUUUAUGUUUGUCUACAGACUCUGUGCUUGAAUUUGUGGAUUUAGCUGUUCCCACCUCAGUUAUACCUAAUACUAAUUCAUUAGACAAACGACCACGUGGUCCAAAAGGAGUCAGCUCGUGGCUACUAUCGAUGAUGUCGACACGAGCACGAUACGCUGGUGAAAUAGCAGGAAUGUUGUCACUAGCGCAAACUGAAUCUUCCACUUCUGAAAUAUCUUUUGAAGAAAGUAGAAACAAAGUUGUUGAUCUAUUAAUCGAUGCUGUAUGGAUGGCUUGUCGUUCUCGAAACGACGUUGCUCAUCGUAGUGCUCUUUGGCGUGCUACUGCAUUGUUAAUCUCUAUGCCUGGAAUCCACAGGCGUUUGCUUCACACAGUAGCUUCCUCACAAAUUGAAUUAUUUACCCCAGCAGCUAUGACCACGACAGUUGAAUGUUGGCAAUGGAUACUCACUGUACGGCCAGAUCUCAAGCUACGUUUCUUGCAGGAAAUGCUUGUUGCAUGGCAGUACACCGUUGAUAAGAGAAUGGGUCUGUUUGCUCCAGACGAAGAGGAAGUUAGUCCAUUGGCUGUAUACGAGGGCUGUAAGCUUGGUCCAAAUCCUCCACAAGUAAAACCUCAUGAUAUCUGGGUUACUUUUAUCGUGGAAUUGAUUGAAACUGCUAAAUAUUGUUGCCAAGAAACAGUCGACAUGAUUGUCACCCUGCUGCAUCGAUCGCUACCCAUGACUGUCGGUGCUUCUCGUGAAGAGCCAGGAAUGAGUCGUCACGUUGCUGCAGUUGGUGUACGAUUUAAAUUGCUCUCUUGCGGACUACUUCUUCUUCAAGGGGAUAUCUUACCAAGGACAUUGAGCAAAAAUGUGCUACGAGAACGCGUGUAUUGCAAUUGUUUGGAUUAUUUCUGUAGAGAUCGUCAAGUACCGACGCAAGAACUUGAACAAUUACGCGAGGAUUUAGUUACGCUUAUACGUUUCUGGCAGGUUAUGCAUAGCGAUAAAAAAUAUUUAGUGAUGACUGGUAACGAAAGUGAAUUUGAAAUGCCAACUCCUCAGUCCUGCCCGACUGGUGGUUUUGGACCUAGCGAAACGAUUGGUUCCUUAAGUACAGCCUUAAACACAACAAAUAGUGAAUAUUCCAAAACAGCUUCAAGUGUAUGGAUUAAUACAGUCCCAAUGUCGACCAGUAGUAAUACAUUGGGUAAACGUAGUAAUCGUAGUAAACGAGUUAUGAACGCCAAUGUAUUUGUAAAAGAUUACAUAAAGAAAAGAAAUUUAAUUCUUGAACUGUUGGCGGUUGAAAUAGAAAUGUUAUUGGUAUGGAGGAAUCCUAGUGGAAGACAGGAGCUUGCACUUUCAGGUGAAUCGAGUAUAGCAGAAUGGCGUGCUAAAGGUAUGAAUGAUCGGUGGCGUGAAUAUACACGUCUCGCGUGGGAGAUUAGUCCUGUUUUUGCUGUAUUUUUACCAGUACGACUAAAAAAUUCUGAUAUAAUUAUCAAAGAAGUAUGUGGACUCGUUCGCAGUAAACCAGUACCGGUUAUGCAUAUUCCUGAAGCUUUACAAUACCUUGUUACAACAGAAACAUUACUUAAUGACGUACCUGAAUUGGUAUAUAUGCUUACGUGGGAGAGAGUAUCGCCCAUUCAAGCAUUGGCUUAUUUCUCUCGUCAGUUUCCUCAUCAUCCAAUUUCUGCUCAGUAUGCAGUAGAGGUGCUAAGUAGUUAUCCAGCAGAUGCCGUGCUAUUCUAUAUACCACAACUUGUACAAGCUGUACGUCAUGAUACUAUGGGUUAUGUGAUAGAAUUUAUAAAAAAAAUUGCUAAACGUUCUCAAGUAGUGGCACAUCAGUUAAUUUGGAAUAUGCAUACAAAUAUGUACAUGGAUGAAGAUAAACAAAUAAAAGAUCUUGUUCUGUAUGAUGUAUUGGACUCGUUAGUGAAAAGUAUUUUAGGAUCAUUAUCUGGUCCAGCGAAGCAAUUCUAUGAAAGGGAAUUCGAAUUUUUCGAAAAGAUUACAAAUAUUUCUGGUUAUAUAAGGCAAUUUCCUAAAGGUCCUGAACGUAAAGCAGCGUGCUUGAAAGCUUUAUCUCAAAUCAAAGUACAACCUGGUUGCUAUUUACCAUCUAAUCCUGAAGCUAUGGUUGUUGAUAUUGAUUAUAAUAGUGGAACUCCUAUGCAGAGUGCCGCGAAAGCUCCAUUUUUGGCGCGUUUUAAAGUGCAAAAAUAUGGAAUUAAUGAAUUAGAAAAUAUUGCAUUAGCGGUGUCGGCUAAUGGGAAAGUUGACAUUAAAAGGGAACCAGAUAAAGAAACGUGGCAGGCUGCUAUUUUUAAAGUUGGUGACGAUGUUAGACAAGAUAUGUUGGCACUACAAGUAAUCAGUAUUUUCAAGAAUAUAUUUGAAAAAGCUGGCUUAAACUUAUUUUUGUUCCCCUAUAGAGUAGUAGCUACAGCACCGGGGUGUGGUGUUAUAGAAUGCGUACCAAACGCAACAUCGCGUGAUCAACUUGGUCGAACCACUGAUAUUGAUAUGCACCAGUAUUUCAUAACACGUUACGGAGAUGAAACAACAAAGGAAUUUCAGAACGUACGCCGAAAUUUCGUGAAAUCCAUGGCUGCUUACAGUGUGAUCACGUAUCUUUUACAAAUAAAAGAUCGUCAUAAUGGUAACAUUAUGUUAGAUACCGAAGGCCACAUUAUACAUAUCGAUUUUGGAUUCAUGUUUGAAAGUUCGCCAGGAGGUAAUUUAGGUUUUGAACCGGAUAUUAAGCUGACUGAUGAGAUGGUGCUCGUUAUGGGCGGUAAAAUGGAGGCUGCACCUUUUCGUUGGUUCAUGGAACUAUGUGUACAGGCUUUCCUUGCAGUAAGACCCUACCAAGAGGCAAUUAUUUCUCUGGUUUCUCUUAUGCUUGAUACCGGAUUGCCUUGUUUCCGUGGACAAACAAUAAAGCUUCUACGCGGUAGAUUCGUGCCGACAGCUACCGAUCGUGAAGCAGCGGCCUAUAUGCUCAAUGUAAUACGUAACAGCUACCUCAAUUUCCGUACGAAAACUUAUGACAUGAUACAGUAUUAUCAAAAUCAAAUUCCUUAUUAAAUUAAUGUUUCCAAUUAAUUUCUGUUUAUAAUUGUUAGUUCAUAACAGAGAAAUUCGUUAUUUCUGCAAAGAUUGUUAAAUAAGUACAUACAUCGUGUACUAUAUUGUUAGAUACAGCAGUGUAAAAUCUGCCAUCUGUACAAAUUCCUCAGUGUCAAUGUUAUUCUUAGAUUUACAUAAAUUUUAUGAAAGCAUUAUGCUUUGUAUGUAUGUAAUGAUAAUGUAUUAUAAAUUAAAAAAUUGUUCUGUAUAUCUGCUAUUGAGCAGAAAACAUGUACAUGAAGAACAUUCCUCUAUUUAUUAUGUAUGUACUGUUAUCGGUUAAACAUUAAAAGGAAAAGUAAUUAAA
Molecule: messenger RNA, 7302 nt
Organism: Osmia lignaria (orchard mason bee)
Lineage: Eukaryota; Metazoa; Arthropoda; Insecta; Hymenoptera; Megachilidae
Gene: Pi4KIIIalpha
Product: phosphatidylinositol 4-kinase III alpha
Biological process (GO): phosphatidylinositol phosphate biosynthetic process; phosphatidylinositol-mediated signaling
Cellular component (GO): cytoplasm; plasma membrane
Molecular function (GO): 1-phosphatidylinositol 4-kinase activity
Source: RefSeq, a predicted model, not a curated record